AUGCGUGCCGGCGAGCCCGUACUCGAGGUCAUCUUCGAGGUCGAUGCCAACGGUAUUCUCAAGGUCACCGCCACUGAGAAGUCUUCUGGCCGCAGCGCCAACAUUACCAUUUCCAACUCUGUCGGCAAGCUGUCCACCGGCGAGAUUGAGAAGAUGAUCAACGACGCUGAGGCUUUCAAGUCCAACGACGAGGCUUUCAGCAAGCGUUUCGAGGCUAAGCAGCAGCUCGAGUCCUACAUUGGCCGUGUUGAGGAGAUUGUCUCUGAUCCUACCCUGUCCCUCAAGCUCAAGCGUGGCCAGAAGGAGAAGAUUGAGUCCACCAUCAGCGACGCCAUGGCCGCCCUCGAGCUUGGCGACAGCACCGCCGAGGACCUCAAGAAGCAGGAGCUCGCCCUCAAGCGUCUCGUCACCAAGGCCAUGUCAUCUCGAUAA
Molecule: messenger RNA, 432 nt
Organism: Trichoderma aggressivum f. europaeum
Lineage: Eukaryota; Fungi; Ascomycota; Sordariomycetes; Hypocreales; Hypocreaceae
Exons: 1
Coding region: 1-432 (143 amino acids)
Cellular component (GO): cytosol; nucleus; cytoplasm
Molecular function (GO): ATP-dependent protein folding chaperone; ATP binding
Source: RefSeq, a predicted model, not a curated record